AUGGGAGGGGCCUCAUUGCCACCAGGAUUCCGUUUUCACCCCACAGAAGAAGAACUGAUUGGGUAUUACUUGAAACGAAAGGUUCAAGGGCUUGAAAUCGAACUUGAAGUUAUUCCCGUAAUCAAAUUCUACAAGUUUGAACCGUGGGAAUUGCCAGAGAAAUCAUUCCUUCCAAAUGACGAUAUGGAGUGGUUCUUCUUUUGUCCCCGUGAUCGAAAAUACCCAAAUGGAUCUCGCACAAAUCGAGCAACAAAUGCUGGUUACUGGAAAGCCACUGGAAAAGACCGAAAAGUCCUUUGCCAAUCAUCUCUUUUGGGGUACCGCAAGACCCUCGUCUUCUAUAAUGGACGAGCCCCAACCGGAAAUCGAACAUGUUGGGUCAUGCAUGAGUACCGUUUAUGUGAUGAUGUUUCUCAAGGGACACCAAGUUUUCAAGAACCUUUCGUGUUGUGUCGUGUGAUGAAAAAGAACAAGCAAAGAACAAGUUAUGUUAAUAGUGAACCGGAAACUAAGGGAGGUGGAAGCAGUGAGAGCAAUAUUUCAAGCCCUCUCACUUCUUUUCAGACAAAUGAACCAACUUAUUCGAUUGACCGUAAUGAUCCUCCUAGCUUUCAGGUCUCACCCGACUUGAUUCUUGAAUCUUCAAAGGAAGUAUGCGAAGGAGGAGUAGAAGGGCGUUUUGGGUAUUUCCAACGAAGUGAGAUUCCAAGGGCUCCAUGGCAGUCGUUUGGGAUCUCACCAAGUUCAUCAUACUCGAAUUUUACAGAGGAAGAUGAUUUGAUUCGAUUUGGCAGCAUGUCACCGCUAUAUUUAGGAGACGAAAGCUUGAUGGAAUUCUUUGAAAACGAAGAUCAUGAUUGGACUAAUUCACAUGGAAAUUUGAACCCCUUCUGA
Molecule: messenger RNA, 894 nt
Organism: Lactuca virosa
Lineage: Eukaryota; Viridiplantae; Streptophyta; Magnoliopsida; Asterales; Asteraceae
Source: the annotation of a GenBank genome assembly